Asparagus officinalis (garden asparagus) is the source of this 1141-nucleotide messenger RNA. Its product is annotated as RNA polymerase II C-terminal domain phosphatase-like 4. Gene Ontology annotation, cellular component: nucleus. The coding region runs from base 82 to 825 and encodes 247 amino acids. Gene Ontology annotation, molecular function: RNA polymerase II CTD heptapeptide repeat phosphatase activity. The transcript has a single exon. The record is from RefSeq and is a predicted model, not a curated record. Lineage: Eukaryota; Viridiplantae; Streptophyta; Magnoliopsida; Asparagales; Asparagaceae.
AAGAACAUCCAAGAGAGAAUAGGCAUUAGUAGUCGCGAAUAUUUGAUUUGCACUUCAACAGGGGAUUUUGCAGCCGAAGACAUGGCUGAAAAUUGCAAGCGGUUGAAGAAACUCGCGGAUGACGAAUCAUUAACGGAAACACCGAGAUGCAUCAACAAGGGCGUGAACCUCAGCAGCUGGGAUAUUGCCGAAUUGCGCCGAGAACACACAGAGAGGGUUCUGAAGGAGAAGAAGCUGAUGUUGAUCCUUGAUUUAGACAACACCCUUUUGCACUCCACCAACAGUAGCAAUUUCUCUUCAGAGGAUCAGCAUCUAAUGCAACUGAUGGGAUCUCUAGAAGGUAAACGAGAUAGGAGCAUAUUUAGAUGGAAGGAUAUGGUGAUAAAGCUCAGGCCUAAUGCUCGUGCUUUUCUUAAAGAAGCGAGCAACAUGUACGAUAUGUACAUAUACACGAUGGGCACCCGUGAAUACGCGACGCAGAUGGCUGAGUUUCUUGAUCCAGAGGGCGUUUAUUUCAAGAACAAGAUCCUAUCCAGAGAAGAUUGUACUACAGCGAAACAAAAAGGGCUUGACGUGGUGCUGGGAGAGGAAAGAGCUAUCGUGAUCCUCGACGACACCCGAUCAGUUUGGGGGAGGCACAUAAGCAAUCAAAUUGAGAUUCCGAGGUACUAUUUUUUUGGCCCGCGUCGUCCUGUCAGAUGCAGCGCAUUGGACGUCAGUCUUGAGAUUCUCAGGCGUAUUCAUUGCAUCUUUUUCGGCCUUGCGUAUUAUGCUGAUUUCUCAUGCAGCGAUGUGAGGCGUAUUCUACUUUUGAAGAAGUUUUGAUCUAAUAAGGCGUAUAGAACGUCUAUGCACAAAAUUUUGUUCGAGAAGCUGCUGCUUCGACGGUGGUCCAAUUUUUCUUAGUUUGUUGAUGGCGUGGCGUUAAAGAGUAUAGUUAGAGCAAAUUCAUCUGUCUCUUCAUGUGUCAAGCUAAAUCUUGGGUUCUCAUGCUUUAUAUCUCAGUUAGAACUGUAAUACUAAGUAGGUUAUCGUAUUAUAUCUUCUGAAAUAUAUUCAAGUACUUUAGUCUCUAUCAGCACACUGAUCAGGCUGAUUGAAUGAGAUGUUUAUGAGGCUGACCUGGUGUGGUCUUUUUAGA